Messenger RNA from Hippopotamus amphibius kiboko, 330 nucleotides. RefSeq names its product carcinoembryonic antigen-related cell adhesion molecule 21-like. Gene Ontology annotation, biological process: heterophilic cell-cell adhesion. Lineage: Eukaryota; Metazoa; Chordata; Mammalia; Artiodactyla; Hippopotamidae. Gene Ontology annotation, cellular component: cell surface. The record is from RefSeq and is a predicted model, not a curated record.
AUGGCCCUCACCAAAGCUAUCACUCACCUCCUCUGUUUCUCCACAGAAUCAGUGGCACAGCUCAUCCAAGCCAGCAACACCACAGUCACAGAACAUAAGGACCCUGCCAUCCUGACCUGCAUCACAAAUGACACUGGGAUCUCCAUCUACUGGUUCUUCAGUGGCCAGAGUCUACUGCUCACAGAGAGGAUGAAGCUGUUCCCAGACAAUAGCACCCUUACCAUAGACCCCGUCAGGAGGGAGAAUGCUGGGGAUUAUCGGUGUGAAAUCUCCAACCUGGGCAGUACCAACAAAAGUGACCCUCUCAGGCUGGAUGUGAAAUGUAAGUGA